AUGCAGAACGCUUCCCUUACAAGACAAAAGAACAUCUACACCCCUGCCAAAGGACCCAACACACAAACAGAGAAGGCAGCAGCAACGAGGAGCCUUAAGGACCUCGUUCAGGGGCACCCGGAGCUACGGAUGAUUGGGCAGGAGGACCUUUCACUCGAGAUUCAAUUAAAGUCCUCAACAAGCCCCCAGGAUCAACAGAGCCAGCGUGCGGGUGGACCCCCCGGUCCCUCACCACCACCCUUCCCACCCCAACCCCCGAUCCCCCAACACAACCCUCCCCACCCCCACACCCUCACACCCAAUCCGCACCCGCCACGACCUAGCCCGGAGCACACCUGUCCCGGCCACACCUGCGACCCCGUGACCUCCCCCGCACCUGCCUCUCACACCUCCGCCACGCCUCACUUCGCCAGGUAUCGCCCGGAACAUGAUAACGCCAGCACCAACACCUCGCGCCUUCCUCCCCUAACGACCCGAGCCCCGGCCCAUGACAGCCCGACACCGACCACGCCUCAGCCUGCCCAACACUCAGGGAGGAACACAUACAACACACAGCGGCAUCGACAGCAGCAGCAGGAGCAAAUAGACUUAAGUCACAUCGAACAGGCAUAA
Molecule: messenger RNA, 612 nt
Organism: Eriocheir sinensis (Chinese mitten crab)
Lineage: Eukaryota; Metazoa; Arthropoda; Malacostraca; Decapoda; Varunidae
Exons: 5
Coding region: 1-612 (203 amino acids)
Source: RefSeq, a predicted model, not a curated record